CCCGCUAAACGUUUGAUUCUUCAGCGGCUUCCGUCUCAAAAACAAAAACAUGCCGAAAACACAAACAAAGUUAAAACCGCUGAAAGUGAGGCGUCCUGAAGAGGCAAAAAAGUUCGGUGUGGCAGCGUUUACUCUAAAAGAGCUGAUCAAGAAAGCAUGCAGUUUACUUCAGAUGCCUGCCUCGGAGGUACAGUGUUGUUUGUACGAGGACGGGACGCUAGUGACGGAAGAUUAUUUUCUACAGCUUCCUGAUAACACUGAGUUAGUUCUACUUCCGGACGGACAGAGCUGGAACGGAAUGGUAUACGACCUCAAUCAAAUCCUUGGACUGGACAGACACUCAGAAGAGCUGAUCAGUGCAGCUCAACAGUUAUUGACCGAUGAGCAUUCAGCUAGAAGGAGAAAAAUCCUCAGUGAACUCCUGUGCAAUCUGAAUGAUAACGCAGAGCUGGAGAACAGAGAAGAAGAUGAGGACUGGUUUGAAGGGAUUGACACAAGAUUUAAGACCAAGUCGUCAUACAUGAAGCAUAACUGUGAGCAAAGGAUACGGUCAUACAUGAAAGAGGUGUACAGCCAUGCUCACACUAUUAAGAAUGCUAAGCAGAAGGGGGAAUAUCAGAAGGUGGCAGCCAGCAUGACAGAAAAGCUGAAAUCUGUGCGCUAUCAUGGCAAUUACUUUGACAGGACAGAGAAGGAGCUCCAUCGACUGUGCACUAAAGAGGGCUGGUUCUCCUGCCAGGGUGCCUUUAAUUUGGAAAAGUGUGAAUCUCUGCACUCGAUAAACCCGUAUGGAAACCGCGAGAGUAGAAUCCUUUUCAGCACCUGGAAUCUGGACCACAAGAUUGAAAAGAAGAGAACCAUCAUACCGACUCUUGUCAAUGCACUUCAAGAUAAAAUGAGCAGUGAUAUAAACCUGGACUAUUUUUACAAGCUGCUAUUUACAAGAGAAAAUCUUAAGCUGGUACACAUUGUCUGUCACAAGAAAGGAGCCCAUGACUUAACAUGUGAUUCACGCCAAGUGUACAGACGGGUUAAAAGGAAGUGAAGAGGUUAGAAAUGGCAUCAUGAAUAGAAUUGCCAUUGAUAACUUGUGAAAAAUAAUAAGGUGUGAUUUAUAUUUGUCCAGUUGAUCUUGUUUUUUUUUUUAUUUUUUAAACUAUGGACACUUUUUAGAUUCAGUUUUAAAAUGUGAAAUUAAGGAAUUCUGUGAUUUUUAUACUUGAGGACAGAUUUGUUGGACAAAUUUCCUUAGCAUACUCAGGUAUUUUGAGAAAUGUUUAGCAGUUUAACUUUUUUUGCCGUAUGUAUAAAUGAUUUGUUUUUGUUUACUUAUGUACUUCUAAGAAAUUCACGUUUUCUAGUGAAUUAAUGAAUUUCUAGUGAUUUUUUUUUUUUUUUAUUAAACCAAGUCAUUGGUUUCUUUUUUAAAUGCCAGUUUACACUACCAAAAAAAUUAUGCCAAAGGUUCCUUUAAAAAUUGUUUAAAAAGAAUUUAAACAUAUAGUUGUGCUUAAACAUUGUGGAUAGUGUCUAUUUCCUGAAGCACUAUAAGAUUUAGACAGAAUGACAUCAUCAAUACAAAGGACACACAGGCCCCUUUCAUAAGCCACAACAAUUCCAUUUAAUUUCAUACUGUUGUCAAAUCAAUGAACAUGUACUGUGUCUGGACGGAGUAUUUUACUUUGUGUGAAAUGGUUUAAUACAGACUGUUCUUAACAUUAAAUAUUAACAUUGUGUAAACA
Tachysurus vachellii is the source of this 1742-nucleotide messenger RNA. RefSeq names its product DNA fragmentation factor, beta polypeptide (caspase-activated DNase) (gene dffb). The coding region runs from base 50 to 1045 and encodes 331 amino acids. Gene Ontology annotation, cellular component: cytoplasm; nucleus. Gene Ontology annotation, biological process: apoptotic DNA fragmentation; apoptotic process. NCBI's taxonomy places the organism in Eukaryota, Metazoa, Chordata, Actinopteri, Siluriformes, Bagridae. Gene Ontology annotation, molecular function: DNA endonuclease activity. The transcript has 7 exons. The record is from RefSeq and is a predicted model, not a curated record.